Messenger RNA from Anopheles gambiae (African malaria mosquito), 5777 nucleotides. RefSeq lists its product as uncharacterized. The transcript has 12 exons. Lineage: Eukaryota; Metazoa; Arthropoda; Insecta; Diptera; Culicidae. The coding region runs from base 350 to 4099 and encodes 1249 amino acids. Gene Ontology annotation, cellular component: cytoskeleton. The record is from RefSeq and is a predicted model, not a curated record.
UUAGUACCCAACCGACCGUCGCCUCGAUUCAUUCACGGAAUAAACAGCGAACAGAAACGAACGAAUCGAACGGAGACGGCCGCGCGCUGCUCCAGUUGCUGACGAGUGUGCAACGUGUGAAAGUAUUGGAACAAAAUAUUGAGAAAAUAAAGCACAACUUUAGCAAAAAAGGAAACGACCUGCCCAAAACGCAACGCAAUCAAGUGCGGUUUUUGAUGAAAUUUCAACCGUUUGAACUCAUUGCAGUCACUUUUAUAAUAAGAAAAAGGGUGAAAUUCCAGUAGGAUUUGGUUUUUGGUGAAAAUUUUGUGUUUUUUUUUUCCUAUUAGUGCCGUGUGUUCCAAGCAAGAUGGUUGUGCUAGCCAGUACGAAACAUCUGUCGACGACAGCGAGCAGCAGCACCACCUACCGGCACAAGAGCACUACCAUCAAGCGGCACUAUCGUGAUUCCUCCUACCGCGUGAUGGGUGGGUUCGAGCAGCGCCCCUGGACGCCGACGAAGCGGCGGGGACCGAUCGCGGCGGAGCACCGUGGCCCAGGGCCACAGUAUCUGCUACCACAACUGCUCGGUACGAAAGUGGUAGACUCGAAACGGCAAGCCGCACCCGCCUACAGCUUCGGCCAGCGACACAAACCCCGCACGGAGUCGUUCAGCCCGGGCCCGCUGUACAACAUCACCGGGCUCGGGUGCAAAGGGAAGGAUGCACCGCCGGCCUACUGCUUGCAGAGCCGCCCGAAAGAGAUACCGAAGUAUCUAACGCCGGCGCCGGGCGAGUACAACAUCGAGAAGGCGGACAAAAUGCUGGUCAAAUCGGCACCGAAGUACACGUUCGGCGUGAAGAAACCGCCCAACCCGACCAGCCAAACACCAGCUCCCGGAGACUACAAACCCGAACGUGUAGCAUUAGAUAGCACCCCGAAGUUUUCCUUUGGCAUCAAAACCGAGAGCAAAAUCCGCAACGAUACACCGGCACCCGGUACCUACUCACCGGAAAAAGUAUUGAAAGACAAAUCACCCAAAUAUAGCUUCGGAUUGAAAGUUAUACCGGAAAAGAUUGAAGAAACGCCGGCUCCCGGAGCGUACCAGCCGGAAAAGGCACUCGCGCUGGAUAAGAAACCGGCGUACAGUUUCGGCCUGAAGACGAUCGUCGAGAAGCCGAACAACACGCCCGCCCCUGGUGCAUACGAGCCGGAGAAAGUGAAGCUAAACGCAACCCCUGCGUACAGCUUCGGCAUUCGGCCCGCGAUCGAGAAACCCAACUCCAAUCCUGCACCGGGCGCUUACGAGCCGGAAAAGGCGAAGAAGCUGAUCGAUCACUCACCCGCAUUUGCAUUCGGCAUGCGUAUCAACCAUGACAAGCCAAACAAUACGCCCGGCCCGUCCGCCUACCAGGUGGAGAAGGUGAACCUGGACCAUCAGCCGGCGUACAGCUUCGGCAUGCGCACGAAGGUGGCGAAGCCGAAUGUGACGCCGGCGCCCGGCGCCUACUGCCCGGAGAAGGCAAACCUAGACUCAACGCCGAAGUACAGCUUUGGCAUCCGACCGACAAUCGAUAAGCCGGACAACGUACCCGCGCCCGGUGCUUACUCUCCCGAGAAGGCCAAAGUAGAUAGUAGCCCUGCGUACAGCUUCGGCGUGCGCGCCAAGCAAGAGAAACCAAGUGCCAAUCCUGGUCCGGGAGCUUACGACGCAGACAAGGUGGAUGGGAAGUCACCGGCGUACUCGUUUGGGCUGCGACCGGACGUCGCUAAACCGAACCAAGUCCCGGGACCGGGAGCGUACAAUGCGGAUCGCGUUGAUCAUGCAACGCCGGCGUACUCGUUCGGUGUGAAGGCCAACGUGCAGAAACCUAACCUUGUGCCCGGUCCGGGUGCAUACGAUGCCGAUAAAGUGCACGACAAAUCAUCUCCGGCCUAUUCCUUCGGUGUGAAGGGCAACGCUGAAAAGCCUAACGCUAUUCCUGGCCCUGGAGCCUACGAUGCGGAUAAAGUUAUUGAUAAGUCCGCGCCGGCAUACUCUUUCGGCGCAAGGACGAAUGUGGACAAACCCAGUGUUGUUCCAGGACCGGGAGCGUACGAUUCCGACAAGGUGAACGACAAGUCGUCUCCAGCCUAUUCGUUUGGAGUUAAGACAAACUUGGAGAAACCGAACGCAAUCCCUGGCCCUGGGGCGUACGAUGCAGAUAAAGUGCACGACAAAUCAACUCCAGCGUACUCGUUCGGAGUGAAGCACAUGCCGGACAAGCCCAAUGCUGUUCCCGGACCGGGUGCUUACGAUUCCGAUAAAGCGAACGACAAAUCAUCUCCAGCGUACUCGUUUGGAGUAAAGACGAAUUUGGAGAAACCCAGCGCCAUCCCGGGACCGGGAGCGUAUGACGCUGACAAAGUGAUUGACAAGUCUUCCCCAGCGUACUCAUUCGGUGUGAAGGCAAAUGUGGAAAAGCCUAACACUAUUCCCGGCCCUGGAGCGUACGAUGCGGAUAAAGUGAACGACAAAACCACUCCCGCGUACUCGUUCGGGGUGAAGCCUAACCUUGAGAAGCCGAACUCCAUUCCUGGACCCGGGGCGUACGAUGCCGAUAAAGUGAUUGAUAAGUCUUCCCCUGCAUACUCGUUCGGUGUGAAGACGAAUGUGGAAAAGCCUAAUGCUAUUCCUGGUCCUGGAGCGUACGAUGCGGACAAAGUGCACGACAAAUCGACUCCAGCGUAUUCCUUUGGAGUGAAGCCUAACCUUGAGAAGGCCAAUGCAAUUCCCGGACCAGGGGCAUACGAUGCUGAUAAAGUGCACGACAAGUCCUCGCCGGCAUAUUCUUUCGGCGUGAAGACGAACGUAGAGAAACCAAGCAUCAUUCCCGGACCGGGAGCGUACGAUGCGGACAAAGUGAUUGAUAAGUCGUCGCCCGCGUACUCGUUUGGAGUGAAAACGAACGUCGAAAAGCUCAGCAUCAUCCCGGGACCGGGAGCGUACGAUGCGGAUAAGGUGAUCGACAAGUCUUCGCCCGCGUACUCGUUCGGCGUUAAGCACAGCCUGGAGAAGCCUCACAUUGUUCCCGGACCGGGUGCGUACGAUGCGGACAAAGUGAUCGACAAGACAUCCUGCCCAGCGUACUCCUUCGGCAUUAAGACGAAUGUGGAAAAGCCCAGCAUCAUACCGGGCCCGGGAGCGUACGAUACGGAGAAGGUGCACGAUUCGCACACGCCGGCCUAUACCUUCGGUGUGAAGCCGCAGACGACGAAGGUAAACCCAACGCCGGCUCCGGGCGCAUACUCGCCGGAGAAGUACAUCAUCCACCAUCCGGCCUAUACGUUCGGUGUGAAGCCACACAUUGACAAGAUUGAUAUUAUUCCCGCCCCCGGAGCGUACAACCCGGAGGCGGUCAAGCUGGACAGUAGCCCGGCCUACACGUUCGGUGUGAAGCCUGUGAUCGAUAAGGUGGACAUGACACCUGCCCCGGGCACGUACUCGGUGGAAAAGGUAAAGCUGGACCAUUCGCCGGCGUAUCCGUUUGGAAUCAAGGUGAACCGUGAGAAGCCGAAUGAUGUGCCAGCACCCGGUUCCUACAACCCGGAUAAGGUGAAGCUUGAUCACUCACCAGCGUACACGUUUGGCAUCAAACAUAAGGGCGAAACGAUGAGAGAUACACCGGCACCAUCGGCCUAUCAACCGGAAAAGUGUAAAAACGACUGCUCUCCAGCGUACAGUUUUGGCGUGAAGGUAAAUCACGAAUCGAUCACUCACGACGGUCCAGUAGUGACGAGUGAUGAAGCGACAGCUGUAGCCGCCAUGAAAGCGAUGGUGAUCACAAACGGUGCCAGCUCGACGGUUGACAAUCGUAGCGAAAGCAAGAACGCCACCACCAGCUCCACCGUGGUACAGAACGGACAGGACGGCAGUACGUUCACGACCUUUACCACCACGAGAACAGCGGGCGGUUCGAUGAAGAUGGUCCGCGAACGAAAGACCACCACGGAGGAGCACUCAUCCGCCUCGGUGGAGGCGAUUGGCGAAGGACUCGUACCGAACUGCAUUGCCGGUGUGAAGCAGCUGGCCAAUGUGCAGCAUCAGCGCAUGGUGUGCACCGGUCACUUCCGGGCCUAGGGCCAAAGCACCCAUCCAUGUUGUAUCUCCCCAGGGAUGUCUACGGGCAUACUGUGGGCCCGAUCCUGUUACAGUAGUCGUGUGUCGUUUGCAUAUUUAGUUUGUAGUGCAGCCGUUGAUAGUGUUUUAAGGGCAAAGUUGCCUGUAGGUAGUUUGUGCUUUCGUUUGUUCCUAAUCGCUUUCUGUGCUACCCCGAGUUAUGUUUACGUGCAUCGUGGUACCGUCACCGGCAUCUUCCUGUGUUGGUCUAGUUCUCAAAAUACUCCCCCCCAUCCUACUGGCUUACUGUGUGGAGGAAACGUACCUCCAGGGGUCUUCAAUCUCAUGAUUUCCUCUAGAACUCCCAUGGUACAGUUUUAAGCUUCCCCAUUUCGUGACCCGUUUUGUUCCGACUCUUUCCAUCUUGCUUUGCCCGCUGGCCUGAACGGAAUAUGAUCAUCGGCGCCGCCAACAGCUCCAAACGAAUACCACAUCCCGAACGUGCUCGGUUCGAGCAAGGAAGGGCCGAUCCGUUCGGCGCCAGCCUACACAAUCACCGGGCGACAGAAGCAGACCCUUCCUGAGUGCAUUGGGUUCCCCGGUCCCGGUCACUACGAUGCGAAGAUCGAUCCGCUGGUAAGACGGGCGCCCAUGUUCUCGAUGGCCACUCGGUUCCGGCGACCGACGGACGAAGCGCUCAAGCCGGGCCCGGCGGCACACUAUCCGGAAAAGGUAGGCCACGUUUGUGUUUGGUGCCGCAGCAGGUCCUUGGUUUUAACUGUGCAACACUUUCUUUUUCCCUCCUACAAUGCGUUCCUCACGAAUGUAUGAUUUUGUUGUCUCAUUGUUCAUUAUGGUUUAAAUUACUGUUUUUUUUUGUUGGUUAUUUUGCCCCAGGUUUUGAAUCUGUUUCAAAAAGUACCUGCCUAUUCCUUUUCCAUUCGGCACUCCAACUAUGUGGCACAGAAAGCUCCCAAAUAUGUGAACAAUUUGAAAACAUGCUUUUGGACGUGAAGAAGACGCCAAGCUUUUCUAUACUUCUCUGUGAACAUUCAAUUAUAAUUGUCUCUUUUCUAUGUGUGGUAUUUUUGUCCAUGGUUCUGUUUUAAUCAUCUUCGAACGUGCUUCGACGACAUGAUGCUCCCCGGGGGGAUGAUGUGGGCCAUCAUCAUCAUCAUCAUCUCAUCCUUGCUGCAUCAUACUGCAUGCACAUUCCCAUCACGAUCGACAGAUUAACCUUGGCCACGUGCCGGCCUACAGCUUUGGCAUCAAGCACUCGGAAUACUUGGGCGAUUUUCCGGAACCACCCCGAUACCGCAACCAGCUGGUGAUUUAAGCGUGCACACACAAACUCCCCCAUUCUCCAAGCUUCUGUAACGCCAAUGUGUAACGUCCGUCCACUGUGAAAUGCACAAUGCAGAAUGCAACCUUGCCGUAACACUAAUCGCUCUGUGACACCGUUUUUGGUGCUCUUGCUCCAGCGGGUGAGAAGCCAACAACAGUUGCAAAAUGCCUUCCCGCGACAGAAAACAACAUACAGCAGCAACAACAACAACACACUAACGAAACCGCUGCCAGGCCGAACCAGUAGCGAUAGCAUUAUUAUAUAAAAAAACAAGCAUUAAAAUCGUUCGAUGUACUAUGACUAAUUUUUCAAGAAAGAAUGAAGAAAACGAGCAACACAAAAUGCAGCAAAUGU